AUGAUUCAUGCAGUAUUGAUAUUUAACAAAAAAGCGCAGCCGCGGCUGGUAAGGUUCUAUACGCCUGUAGACCUUCCGAAACAGAUGCUGUUGAUUGAACAAGUAUACGAGUUGAUUUCGCAACGAAACAGUGAAAUCCAGAGUUCAUUUCUCGUGACGCCUCCCUCGUUGCUCAUGGAAGGCACAGAGGCCAUGGAUAGCGACGAAGGUAUCCAGAUCAUUUACAAAAACUAUGCGACGUUGUAUUUCACGUUCAUCGUCGACGAGCAGGAGUCCGAGCUCGCGAUCUUGGACUUGAUCCAGACGUUUGUCGAAGCCCUAGACCGGUGUUUUACAGAGGUGAACGAAUUGGACCUGAUUUUCAACUGGCAAGUGCUCGAGAGCGUCCUGGAAGAGAUAAUACAAGGUGGAAUGGUGAUCGAAACGAGUGUACAGAAAAUCGUGAGUGCAGUAGACGACCUGAACAAAUGUGGAACCCAAAAAUCGGGCAAAUUCGGCGCAGGUGGGUUUGGGGGGGCCUUGCAGGCGUUUACUCAGGGCGGAUUUGCAAGCUGGGCCUCGGGCCAGUGA
Molecule: messenger RNA, 570 nt
Organism: Lachancea mirantina
Lineage: Eukaryota; Fungi; Ascomycota; Saccharomycetes; Saccharomycetales; Saccharomycetaceae
Source: the annotation of a GenBank genome assembly